AUUCGUGUUGGAACUACUUAUUCACCUGUGGUUGGAGACUUCUUAAAACUUAUCAAAUCACAUUCAGUACUUCGGUCAAAACGCUAUGUAUCACCAAAGGCAUUUGAUAAUGCUAUAUGUGAUUUUAAGACAAAACUCAACAAUAGAUGGAAUAUAAAUACUACAAGCCUUGGAAUUCGACAAAGUUUGAAUCAUUUAAAAAAACAUAAUCCAAAUAUAUUAAACGAUUUAAAACAUAACCAGAAACUUGUAAAAUUAUUAAGGGAAAAAUAUAAGUGUGAAAAUAAUGAUGAUAUGCCAAAAAAAGAAAUCUCAAAACCAAAAAAAAGAAAGAUGAAUAAUAUAUCAAAGUCUAUGGAUAGUUCUACAUUAAAAAGCCUUGAAUCAUCUGAAGAAAAUAAGGUCGAUAAACUUGAUUCUGAAGAUGUUACAAUUAUUUCUGAUAAUAAUGAUAAUGAUAGUGAUAGUAAUAAUGAGAAUGAGAAUAAUGAUAAUGAUGAUGAUGAGUGCAGUGAUAUUGAAGAUGAUGAUAAUGAUGAUGAUGAAGAUGAAGAUGAAAAUGACGAAGAGUUCAAUGAAUAUAAUAAUGUUAGCGUUAGUGAAGAUUGUGAAAAUGAUACAAUCAUAACAGAUCAUAACUAUGGACAGCAAAAUUUAUCAUACACAUGUGAUAAGUGCAGUGCAAGUUAUAAAACAGAAAAGAAAUUGAAAAAGCACAUAUUUAUAGAGCAUAAUAUUGGAGAUAACCCAUAUAAAUGCAGUGGAUGUAAUAAGCUGUUUCGCAAUGCACAUAAUUUUCGAACGCAUUCAAUUUUAUGUUUGAAUAGAGGGCAAAAAUAUAUAUGUCAUAUAUGUGGUAAAUAUUACAGUAGAUUCUCUAUUAGACAUCACAUGCAAUUACAUCAAAAACCAAAAUUUGAAUGUAAGUUAUGUCCGAAAAAGUACCACAAGCCAUAUCUUUUUAAGGAGCACAUGAAAACACAUAAACAAGCACGUGAUAACAUAUGUGAAUACUGUGGUAAGGGCUACAACACUCGUAAGAGUUUGGCUGUUCAUCGCAAGGUACAGCAUAAUCUUACCUUUAAAUGUGAUAUAUGCAAUUUAAAGCUUAGUUCCGAUGCAGCAGUCGUUCGUCAUAAGCAGUAUAUGCAUUUAGCACUGGAAGGAACAAACGAAGAAUUGGAGGAAAGGACUAAAUUUAAUCGCUAUCCAAAAAUUAUAGAUCCCGAAACUAAGAAGAAACGAUACUUUUGCGAGUUAUGUGAAAAUACAUAUGCAAAUUGCAGUUCGUUAUUAUCACACAGAAGAAAUAUACAUAAAAUUAAACCGAACAAAAAGAAUAUGUAUCGCAAAACGGUGCUCAGGAAAUGGAAUAAACAAAAGGCUGCAAGCUUGCAAAAUAGUGCGAAGGAAGAAACCGAUGAAUAUAUUCCGCAUGAUGAAUAUCAAUAUAUUGAGAUGAAAGAAGAUGAUGAUAUAAUAUUGGAAGAGACCGAGGGUGACGAGUCCUUUAAUUUGUUAGAUGAAUAUUUUGAAUUAAUUGAUUAAUUAAUUGAUUUUAUUUUGU
Molecule: messenger RNA, 1567 nt
Organism: Teleopsis dalmanni
Lineage: Eukaryota; Metazoa; Arthropoda; Insecta; Diptera; Diopsidae
Product: zinc finger protein 660-like
Exons: 1
Cellular component (GO): nucleus
Source: RefSeq, a predicted model, not a curated record